AUGUCCAGACCGCCCUCGCAUGCCGCCUCGGCCUCUGCAGCAGAUGGGACGACGGUUUCGCCUUCCAGUCCAUCUCAGCAGCCCGCCAGCGAUGCGGUACCGCCAGCCACUCGUCAUUCGACUCGACCGACAUGGAUCCCUCUCGGCCCAACUCAGUCAUUUGUGAGCAUCUUCACGGGCCGACCUGACCAUCCUCCGGCGCGCAGCCCGUCCACCAAAUCUACACGAUCCGACGAGGGCAUGACUCUGAGCCCUACUUCCAUCAAUCGCGUCUUCCCUAUUCGCUCUGCAGUAUCCAUUGAUCCAGCUGCCACUCCAUUGGUUCAGAACGAGCCUUCCUCUGGCUUCCCCAGCUUCAACGUCGCAUCUCAGAGGCGCUCUAGUAGGGCCAGCGCACCUGCUGUCUCCCCGGCGUUUGUCAUCCAGCCUCACGGUCAGGGGGUUUCCGAUGCUGACGCAGAGUCUGGAACAUCUCAAGGGUUCCGCUCGCGAUCAGACCCCCCGUGGACUGAUCCAAAUUCCCAGCACACAGCAGGCCGUCUGAACACCCUAGUCGCAUCCACGAAAGAUGACACCUCGCAAAGAUCUGACAAUGCCUCAACCGCUUCGGGCGCGGCUUCGAUUCGGUCUGGACCUGAUGCUGCACUGAUUACAGCCCGCUUCACCCACGUAGUGACUGACGGAGGCCACGCUAUCAUCACUGGGAGAGAUGGAGAGACACUUCAACGCUGCGAAGAUGAACCUAUACAUAUCCCCGGAGCCAUUCAGAGCUUUGGCCUGCUUGUGGUCCUUAAGGAGGCUGCCGAUAAGCUGGUCGUUCGGGUUGUUAGUGAGAAUUCACGUCGCAUCGUUGGCUAUACCCCCCAACAACUCUUUGCACUCAGCAGUUUCUUGGACAUUUUCACCGAAGAGCAGGCCGACAAUCUCAUGGAUCACCUCGAUUUCAUUCGGGAUGAAGAUGCUGCCGAUUUGCAAUCAAAUGGUCCUGAGGUCUUCAUGAUUUCUAUUCGCCCGCCGGGCCACCGGACCCGUAAACUUUGGUGCGCCAUGCAUCUCUCAGAAACCGAUCGCAGCCAGGUGAUCUGUGAGUUCGAGAUCGAAGACGAUCGUACGAAUCCUUUGGUCCCGCCCGGGGACAGCCAGACUCCAGAUAUUCCCGAGGAUACUCUGGGUAGUGCACCCACUCCGGAAGAAUUCAAUGAUAGCACCAUCAAUGCCAGCAAACCUUUACGCGUGUUACGGACUGCCCGUAGGAAGAGAACCGAAGCUGCAGCGAUGGAUGUUUUCAACAUUUUGUCCCAGGUUCAAGAGCAGCUUGCUAAUGCACCGACGCUUCCGAUUUUCCUAAAAGUCCUCAUCGGCAUUAUGAAGGAGCUGACCGGUUUCCAUCGCGUCAUGAUAUAUCAAUUCGACCAAGCCUGGAACGGCCGAGUUGUUGCCGAGCUCGUGGAUCCACGAGCAACCAAAGAUUUAUACAAAGGCCUUAAUUUUCCGGCCUCGGAUAUUCCUAAGCAAGCAAGGGAUCUGUACAGGAUCAAUAGAGUGCGCCUUCUUUACGAUCGCGAUCAGGAGACUGCCCGCUUGGUCUGUCGUACUAUUGAUGACCUCGAAAAUCCCGUGGAUCUGACUCACGCGCAUUUGCGCGCCAUGUCCCCCAUUCAUCUGAAAUAUCUCGCUAAUAUGGCGGUCCGCUCUUCCAUGUCCAUAUCAAUCAACGCCUUUAAUGAACUAUGGGGCUUGAUUGCCUGCCAUGCUUAUGGGCCGAAAGGAAUGCGAGUCUCAUUCCCCAUUCGCAAGAUGUGUCGUUUAGUAGGCGAGACUGCUUCCCGCAAUAUCGAGCGGCUCUCCUAUUCAUCUCGCCUGCAGGCGCGCAAACUUAUCAAUACCACAUCAUCAAAUACCAAUCCUUCAGGCUAUAUUGUCGCCUCUUCGGAAGACUUGCUGAAGCUAUUUAACGCUGAUAUAGGCGCGCUGUCUAUCCGGGACGAGACAAAAAUACUGGGACACUCAAGAGGCAACCUGCAAGAAGUUCUUGCUAUGGUUGAAUACUUCCGCAUGCGAGGCUUAUCCUCUGUCUUCUCCUCCCAGGACAUCACGCUUGAUCUUCCCGACCUUCGAUACGACCCCGGGAUGAAAUCGCUCGCUGGUGUACUGUUUGUACCUCUAUCUAGUGGAGGCAAGGACUUCAUUCUCUUCUUCCGGGCCGGUGUUUUGCAGGAAGUCAAAUGGGCUGGGAACCCCUAUGAAAAAUUCGUAAAAGAAGGGACCGAAGGAUAUCUAGAGCCACGAAAAAGCUUCAAAUCUUGGAGUGAAAUGAUCGUCGGUCGAUGCCGUGAUUGGACUGACGAUGAGAUGGAAACUGCAGCUGUCUUGUGUCUGGUUUACGGCAAAUUCAUCGACGUUUGGCGUCAGAAAGAGGCCGCCCUGCAGACCAGUCAACUCACACGCCUUUUACUCGCCAAUUCUGCCCACGAGGUGCGAACCCCUUUGAAUGCUAUCAUAAAUUAUUUGGAAAUCGCAAUGGAGGGACCCCUGGACCAAGAGACACGCGAGAAUCUUACCAAAUCCCAUUCAGCUUCUAAAUCACUAGUCUAUGUGAUAAACGACCUGCUCGACCUAACGAAGGCCGAGGGCGGGCAGAGUUUGGUCAAAGAUGAGCCAUUCGACCUCAUUCAGGCUUUGAGGGAAGCCACCGAUCCGUUCAGUGGCGAUUCAAAGCGAAAAAGUCUGCAGUAUGACGUAUCUAUCUCCGACAACCUGCCAAAUAGAGUGAUUGGUGAUCACCGUCGAGUUAGGCAAGUAGUGUCUAACCUUAUUGCCAACGCAUUCCAACAUACAUCAGAGGGAAGAGUUUCGGUGAAGGCAACCGUCUCGCCCACGCCGCAGGAGCCCGGCCAAGCAGAGAUUGAAAUCAUUGUCGAGGACACCGGAAAUGGCAUGUCCUCCAGUAAAGUGGAUGCCCUGUUCAGAGAGCUCGAGGAAGUGACGUACGAAGAAGACCUCUCAGAUCAACAAAUGAUUCGCCGUGAGCCCUUCUCAGAAGCAGGAGGCGUAGAGCAGAACCUGGGCUUGGGUUUAGCCAUUGUUGCACGCACAAUCCGUCAUAUGGAUGGUCAGCUCAGGCUCAGGACCGAAGAAGGCAAGGGAUCAUGUUUCACAAUCGUCUUGAUUUUUGACACAAACGUUCCGACAACCCCUCUACCGGAAGAUCCACGCCCUUCGUCGCGACCGCGUUCGUCGAGGCCACGUUCGAGAUCCAGAACCCCUAAGCAAGUUGAAAACGAGAUCACUUUGGUCUACAGGGCUCCGCAAGGCUCCGAAAUUCCUCCUCCCCCUAUGGCCAGGACACGCAGUGGAGAAAGCGUGAACAGCUUGCAGAGUCUUAAGAGUGGCAAAAGCGCUGCAAGUCUUCGUAGCGACAUCAGUCAAAAAAGCGAUACAGAAAGACUCAUUGAAGCAAUUCAGGAACCUCUACGACUUUUCAGUGAGCCGUCUCCCAAAACUGAGUCUCAUGCGUCUCCCAAACGUACAUCCUUGGAGUAUGCUGCAACUCCAUCAACACCCUCACGGAAAUCAUCCUCAGCCAAGGCGAUGAGUCUUCCAUCACCUCGCGAGCUCAGAUCGUCUAUGCAUAAUUUUCCCGGCACAAAAAAAGUCACUGACUCAGGCAUGCCACUGAGGCCAGUUCGUCUUGCUGAUGAGGAUGGAGAUUCGGAACGCACAUUGGACUCCAAAGCAGGAUCUAAGGUGCCGUUCUCCGAGGAGCCAGAUACAAUAGGUGCACGCUCCGACACCACUGACGGAGAGUCUGUCUUCUCCCCGGAGCGCUUUUCUGUUUUAGUUGCAGAAGACGAUCCCAUCAACAGUCGAAUUAUGAAAAAGCGCCUGGAGAAACUUGGUCACUCCGCCUACAUGACGGUGAACGGGGAAGAGUGCUCUUCUGCACAUGGCGAGCAACCCACCAAUUUUGACGCUAUUCUGAUGGAUCUGCAAAUGCCUAUUGUGGAUGGUUUCACAUCUACGAAAAUGAUACGAUCCUUUGAAAAAACACAUUCAAAGUCCUGCCUUUCGGAGCGCGCGCAGCUCAAUGGGCGCAUCCCCAUUUUUGCCGUUUCUGCUUCACUUGAUGAAGCAGAACGCGAGAAAUAUAUCCAAAGUGGUUUUGAUGGCUGGAUCUUGAAACCAGUUGAUUUCAAGAGGAUCGGUCUCAUGCUUGACAGUAUUGUCGAUGAAGACUCGCGAAAUUCCUGUCUUUACGAGCCAGGCCAUUGGGAAAGUGGGGGUUGGUUCUCAUCGAAAUCAGAACAAAGCGACCUCUAUGAUGUAGACACUACUCCUAGCCAGGAAAAACCAGGCCUCGAGCUCGACAAACAUCAUCAGGAAUAG
Messenger RNA from Exophiala aquamarina CBS 119918, 4386 nucleotides. RefSeq lists its product as uncharacterized. The record is from RefSeq and is a predicted model, not a curated record. NCBI's taxonomy places the organism in Eukaryota, Fungi, Ascomycota, Eurotiomycetes, Chaetothyriales, Herpotrichiellaceae. Bases 1 to 4386 code for a protein of 1461 amino acids. The transcript has a single exon. Gene Ontology annotation, molecular function: phosphorelay sensor kinase activity; protein binding. Gene Ontology annotation, biological process: phosphorelay signal transduction system; regulation of DNA-templated transcription; detection of visible light.